Molecule: messenger RNA, 1533 nt
Organism: Trichomonas vaginalis G3
Lineage: Eukaryota; Parabasalia; Trichomonadida; Trichomonadidae
Product: protein transport
Exons: 1
Coding region: 1-1533 (510 amino acids)
Biological process (GO): protein targeting to vacuole; vesicle-mediated transport
Source: RefSeq, a predicted model, not a curated record
AUGGCAACUUCAGAGGAAAAUGCAAAUGUUCAACAGAUAGAAGAGAACAAACCUCAAGAAGUCCAAGAAAAUACUCCAGAAACAACAAAUAACGAAUCUGAACAACCAAAUCAGGAAAAUAAAAUCGAAAAUACCGAAAACACUAAUACCGAAUCUCAACAAAAUAUAGAAUCAGCAAAAAAUACAGAUCAACCUAAAAAUGAUGCAGAAACUCCAAAAGAAACACCUAAAAAUGGUGAAGAGAAAGCAGCACCUCUUUAUUGGCUCAGUAGAACAAGGAGUGAAGAAUCUACUGAUCCUGUUGAUAUGAGACCCGAUUCUGAAGAGUGGACUAGUCAAGAACUUCAUUUAUUCAUAGUUACAGAUGCCGGAAAGCCAGUUUACUCUAGAUAUGGUACUGUUCAAAAGCUAUCUCCUAUCUUGUGCACAUGCGUCGCUAUUCUUGGUCACAUGGAGUCAUUGCACGAAGAAUUAAAUCAUUUCAGAGCCGGAUCACACACAUUUGUUUUUCUUCCGAAAUCUCCAUUUGUUUUUAUUGCAGUUUCAAAGUCAUCUCUUCCUGUUUCUUACUUAUUCAAACAAUUAAACUUCUUAUACAGCCUUUUCUUAUCUCUCUUCUCCGAAAACUUAAUCAAUCAGUUAUCAGCUCGUCCAGCCUGUGACUUCAGACAGAUCGCAGAAGGUACAAGACCAGCUUGGGAUGGCGUUGUCAAUAAUAUGAGCGAAGACCCUGCAUUUAUUUUCGCUCCCUCUGUUCCAGUCUCUCAUAUGCGUCCAGAACAACGUGCAGCAGUCAUUUCCCAUUUCGAUAAACUACCUUCUUGCAAAUUAUCGAUGUUAAUGUACAGGAAUCGCGUUUUGGCCGUAGGAAAAUGCUCAUGCGAUUCAUUGUCUCUACGUUUGAUCGUAGAUCUCAUGUGGACUCCUGCAUUUCAGAACGGAGAAUCGUGGACUCCCUUCUUUGCAAGGGAUUCUACAGACGGCAUGCACCAUCUCUACAUUAACAAGCAUAAGAGCAGUGAUUUUGCCCUUGUUAUGCUUUGUUCCGACUCACCAAAUCUUGGUGUCGCAUAUCACUCAGCUGCAACACAUAUUUUCGCGGAACUAGAGGAGAAAUACAUAGCAACACUCGAGAAACCUCUUGAUUGGGAGCCAAAGGUCUUCUAUUGCUGGGCAUUACACUCAAUAACUUACGGACAAGUUUACAUAACAGAUCCGAUAUCUCCGCACUUCAAAGGCCAGAAACCACAAGAUUCCAUCAAAAAGAUGCAAGAACUCUCCAAACAAUUAGCCAAAUCUUGCGAUAUGGUCGAAACAAACGCAGUUGAUGGAGAAUACAUGUUUAGAGAUGAAAAGGAAGUCAUUGUUGUCUACAAAUGCUCAACUCAUGAAAUAUACGCUGUUGCAAAUUCAGCAGAUUUGAAAGAUUCUGAACUUUCGGCCAAACUCCAGGAAUUGAAGAACUUCAUCAAUGCACACUUCAAUGAACUCAUUAUUGUUGAAAGUAAGUUCCAUAUCAAUAAGUUCACUUAA